Molecule: messenger RNA, 1242 nt
Organism: Exophiala dermatitidis NIH/UT8656
Lineage: Eukaryota; Fungi; Ascomycota; Eurotiomycetes; Chaetothyriales; Herpotrichiellaceae
Exons: 2
Coding region: 1-1242 (413 amino acids)
Biological process (GO): mitochondrial transmembrane transport
Source: RefSeq, a predicted model, not a curated record
AUGUCGAACUCCGACAGUGUCGAGAUCACCACCUGGCAGCGUAUGAUUUCGGCCACCUGGGGCAGUCUAUUGACCUCCUUACUUGUAACUCCUCUCGAUGUCGUCCGUGUCCGACUACAAUCCCAACAUAUCCCCAAACCUAUGAACCUUUCUAAAUUUCCUGCAUACUCUACAUCAUUCAAGCAACUGCCACCCGACCUUGGAGUCAAUUCAUGUUGUCGGGAGGUCUUCUGGUUGGGACAUAAUGGCGAAUACUGUAUAGCUGGAGGAGGAUCGGGCGCCCAAAGCUCAUCCGCCGCUGCGGCGGACUGUGCUGUCGAAGAAACGCAGAAGAGAACUUUCAAUUCCACCCUGGACGGACUGAGGAAGAUUGCGAGGAACGAGGGCUAUCUGACUCUAUGGCGCGGCCUAUCACCGACGUUGGUAAUGGCCAUUCCGGCCAAUGUCAUCUACUUCACCGGUUACGACUGGCUCCGCUACCACCACGCGAGUCCGAUCAGGAAGGUCUCCAACGACACGUAUGCGCCCUUGGUGGCAGGCUCGAUUGCUCGGAUAGCAGCGGCAGUGGCGGUUUCACCAAUUGAGAUGUUCCGGACUCGAAUGCAAGCGACUCAUGGGAGUGCGACGGGCGUGUUCAAGGACACAAUGCUUGGACUGCACCGCAUGACGCAGACCCAUGGCUACACUUCUUUGUGGCGCGGGCUGACUUUGACCAUGUGGCGCGACGUUCCUUUUUCGGCUAUUUAUUGGUGGGGAUAUGAAGCCAUCCGGAACGAAUUGACCGAUGCCCGGGAAGCCGUGCGAGGACACAAGCUCAAUCCGGACCGUUCCAUGACCGGAGGACGAGCAGCCCAGGACCACGAAAACCACACGACGACAUUCAUCGACAGUUUCAUUGCAGGAGCAGGUUCCGGCGCAGUGGCUGCAUUUGUCACGACACCAUUUGAUGUCGGCAAAACUCGUCAGCAAGUCCACCACCACGCCGGUGACGACGCAUCCUCGCGAGCAGCCGCACGCGAAAUCGCCAAACAAGGCAAGCACAUUCCCGAAGAACUCUCGAUGCCCCGGUUCUUGUACCAUAUCCUGAAAGAAGAAGGAAUGCGAGGUCUCUUCAAGGGGUGGGCGGCACGAUGUCUCAAGGUAGCGCCUGCGUGUGCCAUCAUGAUCAGCAGUUAUGAAGUGGGCAAGAAGUGGGCGAAAAAGAUUAACGAGAAGAAAGGACGUGAACAGCAAGAGGACUGA